Molecule: messenger RNA, 1449 nt
Organism: Ruditapes philippinarum (Manila clam)
Lineage: Eukaryota; Metazoa; Mollusca; Bivalvia; Venerida; Veneridae
Product: transmembrane protein 205-like
Exons: 4
Coding region: 207-977 (256 amino acids)
Source: RefSeq, a predicted model, not a curated record
UUUGCUAUUUAAUCGCUUGAACUGGUUUGAUAUUCAGCACUUAUUCAACUGUUAUCGCAAUCGCUUAUAAGCGUUAUAUUAUUUAACUAUUAAUCUAUUAAAUCUUAAUAUCGUUUCAAAAUCAAAACGUUGUUUAGUUUCAUUUAUAUUUAAUGUAAGAAAAACUUGUAAGCUAUUUAAUAAAGUGAAAUACGACAGUGGUUGGAAUGGUUUUAAAAGUGACAGCUUCAACACAAGUAAAUCGACAACAGAGUAUAUGUGCUCCACGAAAGUCAUGUUCAAAUAUUGGAAAGUACUUAUCGCUAUUAGUAGUUGUAGUGCUGAUAGCUUCGAUUGUGGUAGGAACAAGUAAUCCCCAGGGAACAAAAACUACAACCGUUGUAUUUGUACAUCUCCUUAGUUUUGCCGCGCACUUUGGGGCACAAUGCUGGGUAACAUUUAUUGCAGGGUUUGCAAUGUUCUUCAGUUUGCCCAGAAUAAUGUUUGGUCAUCUACAAAGCAGGAUGUUUCCACUUUAUUUUGCUAUAACAUUGGUUUUGUCGUGUGUAACUUUAAUAACGUAUGUUAUAUUACACCCCUAUGCAACGAUGAAAACAUCAGAGACAAAACAGGUAAUCGUUUUAUUUGACACUCUUAAUGCACUAAAUAAUUUGAAGUGUAUAUCUUUAUCGGGCUUUGUGUUUGUGUGGCAUCAACUUUCAUCAACAGUUUUUUUUCUAGCACCAGAAAUUGUCGAUGCUAUGAUCAGUGUAUUUGAUAUCGAGAAAUCGUCGGGAGUAGCUUAUGUUAUUGGAUAUUGUGAUAAAACUGAAUUAAAGAAAGAUCCAGAAUAUUCAGAACAUUACAGGAGAUUUAGACUUAAUCACAGUAUAUCUGGUGUCGCUAACGUAAUAACUUUGAUGUGUAACAUUUUCUACGUGUAUCAAUUAGCGAUCAACAACGAGAAUGUCAGUUUUUAUAACCUCAACAUUGUGUAGUUAUUAUUCAAUUUUUUACUCAGUAUUAUUUGCAAAUAAUCAGCAUUGUUGUCGGUAAAACGGUAAAAUAUAACGUGAUAGUUAAUUAUUACGACAAUAUUUUUUACCAAAUUGAUAUAAACCAUUUAUCUCUCCUCUUUGUGUCUUGUUUGUUUUGUUGUGAUGAUUUCGUAAAUAUUUCAUUCAAUUUAACCUGUCGGCUUGUGUCAGUACUAUGUUGGUAUUUUAAAUAACGUUUACAUACAUGAUGUGUGAACUUUCCUCAUAUAUGACACAUUUCCUAAAAAUACAAUUUAAAUCAUAACCUGUAUCAUACAUUAUCUAUUUUAACUGGACAAUUUGAGUUUACAAAUAAUUCAAAAUCUAUUUUACUUUAUAUAGUAAAAUUGAGCUUGAUAUCAAACAUUUAAGAUUUUGUUGUCCAUGGUGAUGUUAAAAGCCUGUAAACGGACUAAAAUCAUUUUGUUUUAUA